CCUUUCGGUGCAACCAAUCCUAUACCUAUUUACUUUAACCCAUGACAAAUAUAAUUUGAUGGUGCAAUUUUACCUAAUGUCGUAAGAGAUCCCUAAUCAAUCAUUAAACCACAUAUUAGACUCAUUUAUUUCGGUUAAUCCUCCAAUUUUUCUUGUCAUAAUUGAAUGGGACUGAAAUGAGAUAAAAAAAAAUUGAGUUGUUAACCAUUAAUAAUUAGUAGUUUCUUUUUUCCUUUGUCUUUUUCUUGAUAGUGAUUGUUUUCACUCUCUCACAACCUUAAUAUUCCCUCCAAUGCUUCAAAAUGCACAGCUCCAAUCAUAGCAUCUACUCAAGCUCAUAAUUGUUCUCCCUCAAUUAUCACCAUCACAUUCUCCCUCUUUUUCUCCAUAUUUCUUAGUUUUCAACAAUGGCGGUCGAUGUUUACUCUGAAAAUUUUGUAGGUAUGAUUAGUCCUAGACUUUCAUUUUCUCGAGAUCUAGAAGAUAUUGAAUCUAGUAUCAAUCCAAUCAACGACUUCUUGGAUCUCUCACUUGUCGAUUCGGCAUUCGAAUUCGCUUUCAAUGUCGAUACAAGCAUUACAUUCCCAUCAUCAUCAGCAGAUGAGCUUUUUUCCGGUGGUAAAAUCUUGCCCACUUCCAUACAAAAGGAAGAAAUCAAGAAUAAUGAAGUAUUACAAGAAAAGGCAGUAACGCCCUGUUUGGAUCCUCUGGCUGCGACAUUAACAGAAGUAAGAAAAAAGAGCUUGAAAGAGUUCUUAGAAGAUAGCAUAGAAGAGGAAGACGAAGACGAAGACUCAAACAAUGCAACUGCUGCUAAAUCAUUUUGGAAAUUUAGGAGAAGUAAUAGUCUCAACUGUGAUAGAGAUCAGAGAAAAGGGUUAAUUGGGUCUUGGAAAAUAUUAUCUAGGAGUGGAUCAACAGGCAAGUUUUUAGAAAAAAUAGUGGAGGAAGGGAAGCCCAAUAAUAGUUACCAUUCAAAGUUACUUAGGAAAUUCACCAGAAAUAACAGCCUAAAUUCUGAGAAUAUUACUUGUAAUGUUUCUAACAAUGUUUUACCUGGGUCAUCAAAGAUCUUGAGGAGGAGCCAUUCAACUAGUGAUCAUUAUUUGGCGAAAUCGGAUUUGGAGACGUUUAGGCGGAGUAAUUCAACAGGUUCUGCACUAGUUGGUAAUGGAAACAAGCUGAAGAAGCAAUACUGUCUCAAACAGCAACAAAAUCAAUUUGUUGAGAAUAGCAAAUCAAUUCCAAAAGGAAAGGUGAAGCAUAACUGUAGAGGUUAUGGAUAUGGUAAUCAUUGUAAUAACAAUUUAAGGAUAAGUCCAGUGUUAAAUCUUCCAUCUUCAUACAUAUCUAAAGUUAGUGUAGAUUUGUUUAGUUUUGGUUCAUUAUUUUGUAAUGGUACUACUGCCAAGCAUAGAAAGAGGAAAAAUGAUACUCCUAUUUAGUAAUUUUCUAUGUAUAGCCAUUUCUUGUGCAUGCCCACGAGCGUGUCUAUAAAUGAAAUUAGAUACUCUUUUACCA
Messenger RNA from Beta vulgaris subsp. vulgaris (sugar beet), 1521 nucleotides. RefSeq lists its product as uncharacterized. The transcript has a single exon. Bases 408 to 1445 code for a protein of 345 amino acids. The record is from RefSeq and is a predicted model, not a curated record. NCBI's taxonomy places the organism in Eukaryota, Viridiplantae, Streptophyta, Magnoliopsida, Caryophyllales, Amaranthaceae.